AUGAGGACGGGGUUCUGGUUCUUCACGGAGCCGACGGACGCAAUCCACGUGGUUCAGUGGGAUAGAUUCAACGAAGUGCUCGGCGAGCCCGCUAGCCAAACCGAGAUUCGCAUUCAAAAGGAUAACAUAUCCAGCACGUAUCAUGAGCUGCCGUCAUAUUUCUCACUCCCCACCGCAGGUCAGAAGAAAAAUGAGGAUGCUCAGCAACGUAUAGAUGACCUCAAAGAGAAGGGUAUUUGGCGCCGUCUUACCUCCCAUGUUACGGCAGCCAGGUUACGGCGCAUAACUGGCCGCCAGUCGGGCCCGUGCCAGACGGACAAGACCUACUCCAUCGAGGCAAUUGGCUCCGCACGUACACAGCAAGCUGUCGACUCCACAGCAUAUCUUGAGUCCGUCCUUAACGACACCUCCGAGUCAAGUCUGACCGACGAAGAUAUUGUGGGCGAGGUUCAGAUCGCUUUCCUCGUUGGCAUGCACCUCGGAAACGAAAGUUGCAUCCUUCAGUGGUGGCACAUGGUUCUUCGGAUCCUGUUACGUGCCUUCACUCUGGUUGUCACUAAACCCCAGCUCUCCCGCCUCUUCAUCCAGACCCUGACGGCUCAGUUAUCAUAUAACAAUACCCAUCUUGAUGGCUCUAUACUUGACUAUGGGGUCGACAGUUCACGUGACCUCCGCCUGGCCCUUACUAUAUAUAAGCGACGCCUCGACGAACAACUACUUGCACUCAACGGAGACGCUACCAAUGAGCAAGUUGCCGUGGGAAAAGCUUUCCUUGAGCUUGAAUCUCUCGCGUGGAAGCUUGGAUGGGAUCUGCGAGCUGACUAUGUCCGGUCAGGAAAGGUCAUGCUUGAGGACGGUGAACAGGUGGAUCUGGAUAUGGAUGAAUUCGAGGCUGAAGAUGAGCGUGGAGAGUUUGCCGCCGUUGUUGUGGAGAUGGAUGAUCAUGGAAGGCCUAAAGAUAUGAUAUCUUGGGAAUGA
This is a messenger RNA of Parascedosporium putredinis, 978 nucleotides long. The record is from the annotation of a GenBank genome assembly. NCBI's taxonomy places the organism in Eukaryota, Fungi, Ascomycota, Sordariomycetes, Microascales, Microascaceae.